AUGAAUGUUUGGAUUAUUCAAUGUAAUUGUAUGAAGUAUGUGACAAAUUAUUUUGUUAAAGGUCAAUUAUUGAAAAUAUUUAUAACAUUUCCUGAUCCUCAUUUUAAGAAUUCAGUAAAACGAAGAAGAAUAAUCAACCCACAUUUUGCUGCUAUGUAUGUUUAUCUUUUAAAACCAGGAGAAGGAAUGUUGUAUACAGCAUCUGAUGUAAAAGAACUUUUUGAUUGGAAUACACAAAAACGAAUGCCAGAUAACUAUACUGACGAUUAUUUAAAUAUUGUAAUGUUUAAAACAGAAGAAGCUAAAAAGGUUGAUAGAGAACAAAGACAAAAAUGGGGAGCUUGUUAUAGAAGAAGAAUAGAAGAACCAUUCUAA
This is a messenger RNA of Entamoeba dispar SAW760, 375 nucleotides long. Its product is annotated as tRNA (guanine-N(7)-)-methyltransferase, putative. The transcript has 2 exons. Lineage: Eukaryota; Evosea; Mastigamoebida; Endamoebidae. The coding region runs from base 1 to 375 and encodes 124 amino acids. Gene Ontology annotation, biological process: tRNA methylation; RNA (guanine-N7)-methylation. The record is from RefSeq and is a predicted model, not a curated record. Gene Ontology annotation, cellular component: tRNA methyltransferase complex. Gene Ontology annotation, molecular function: tRNA (guanine(46)-N7)-methyltransferase activity.